Molecule: messenger RNA, 189 nt
Organism: Botrytis fragariae
Lineage: Eukaryota; Fungi; Ascomycota; Leotiomycetes; Helotiales; Sclerotiniaceae
Exons: 2
Coding region: 1-189 (62 amino acids)
Source: RefSeq, a predicted model, not a curated record
AUGGUCGUGGUCGUUGACGAGGUUGUGGUCGGCGGACAAGGCACAGUCAGGCUUUAUUCCUGCAGACCUUGUGCUGAUGGUGGUGCUGAUGGUGAUGGUGGUUGCUUCAAUGAUUGCGAAACGGUGGAUGACUUUGAAGAAUAUAGAGUUGAAUUGAGAAGUGACACCCUUUUUUUUUUCUCAGAGUGA